Aspergillus vadensis CBS 113365 is the source of this 496-nucleotide messenger RNA. RefSeq lists its product as uncharacterized. Bases 149 to 436 code for a protein of 95 amino acids. The transcript has a single exon. The record is from RefSeq and is a predicted model, not a curated record. NCBI's taxonomy places the organism in Eukaryota, Fungi, Ascomycota, Eurotiomycetes, Eurotiales, Aspergillaceae.
CAGGUAUUCGGGGAGGAUAAAUGAUGCUUUUGCCAUGGGAUGACUCGUGUUCUACAAUUUGAGCCAAUUCGCAAUGAAUGGAACAGGUGCUCGAGUGGUUGGCUGACAUUUCUCCAGCGCGACAUGAUGACGAGUGGACGGACACAUCAUGCCUGUAAAGGUACCAGCGUACGCUAGGACAUCACCCCGCAUAUGUACUCUGGUCGUGGUUACUAUUCUUCGUACUUCUACCCACUGGCCAAGACGCUCAGAUGCACUAACAUCCGGACAUGCAUCUUCCAAAUCGGACGCUGUUGCGGGGUUACGAGGCGCGCUGGGCCGUCAUGAUCUCAUCGUAUCCGGAAUAUCCAGAUAUACUUUGUUGAGAAACAAUGAAGAAAGCCAGAGUUGUCUGGUUCACAUUCCAUUUACAGAUGCCAAGCCGGAAACGCAAUAAGCGACAGUGAUCUGAGAUUAUAAUGAUAGGAUGGAAUCUGUCCGAAGGCACCGUCAAUAU